Musa acuminata AAA Group (dessert banana) is the source of this 2853-nucleotide messenger RNA. RefSeq lists its product as uncharacterized. NCBI's taxonomy places the organism in Eukaryota, Viridiplantae, Streptophyta, Magnoliopsida, Zingiberales, Musaceae. The coding region runs from base 297 to 1718 and encodes 473 amino acids. The transcript is spliced from 7 exons. The record is from RefSeq and is a predicted model, not a curated record.
UAACGGUUUAACUUAGUCGUCGCGGCCGAAUUCCGUUUUCGCGCGUGCAAGUCGGCGGUGCCUCCGUCUCCCUCUCCACCUUCCGCCGGUGCCCAGUCCUCGCGCUCCCUGCCGCGUUGUAUCCACCAGAGAAAGUUGAGUUGAAGCUGCAACGAUAAAUUCGACCAGCGAGUUAAAUCGUCUGCUUGACCACCAAGCCCUCUAUUCUGCCUGAGGGUUUAAGCGGCAGGCAUUGGUGACAUCAGCGGCGGGUGACACGAGGGGUGGACGAACUAAGAGAGGAAGAAGGUUUGGAGAUGGAUAUUUCUUUUGAAGAUGGGAAAAGGUUAUGGUCUCUCAUGUGGAACAAAGAAGAGCUGAUCACAAGGAAAAGGAGAUUUUUGAUGGGAUCAGCUUCUACAUCUGAAGGGAGCCCAAAGAAGCAUAAAAGACCCAAACUUUUGACAGAAUCGUACUUACUAGAGUCAUAUGUUAGGAAUGAUGACCUGCUAUCAGAACAGUUGACAAAUAUUAUUGGAAACCCAAUAAAUUAUCAUGAUGACAAGUCUCUGCAUUACACACCCACCUCUAGUCUUUGUCUUUCAUCAGUUUCCAAUAUGUUGGAAGAGCUGGAUGAAAUGUCCUAUCAGGAGCUUACUGCAACAAACAGAAAACUUCGAGGUGUAUCACUGCUCCCUCAAUUUCCACCUGCUCGGUGUACUGGAAAUAGAGGUUUGCUAAUUAAACGGGUGAAGAAAAGAUUCAAUAAAUUGCUGUUAAAACUCAAGGAUGGGGAUGCGUUGCCAGAGCCAUUAGUUAAAGCAUUGUCCAUUAUUUAUUUGUCUUACACGCAUAGAUCCAGACAUGUUGAUAUGCUAACAUCAGAGUUUUAUCCCUUUCCACCAGAGACAGUGGACUUGCAAAAUGAUAUCAUGAAUGCCCUUUGGUUGCUUCCGAAGGUUAAACAUGAUGAGCUGAAAGCAUUGCAUGCAUUAAUGGAUCCAAAAGCUGAAGUUCCUCUAAAGUGUUUCAGGAAUGUGCUCAGGAAAUACUUGAUGGAAUAUUUGUUUGAAUGUAGCGAAACAAGUAUCACACAGGAAGCAUUGAGAACCAUUGAUUUUAUAAACAGGAAGAUGCACAGUCAGACUCUUGUGUUAUCUAAAGAGACAAUACAAGAGGAGGUUGAAGCUGCAUUGAUCACGAGUCGUUGGCUUAAACAAAUGAUAUCAAGCGUUUUUUCAGAACGAAGUGACAAACAAUGUUUUGUGGGGUUUGGUAAUGACAAAAACAUUAAUUCUUUUAAUAUGGUUGGAACCGACUAUUUCAUGGGUCUUGGUGACAAUGAACAUGAACGUAUGUACAGUUCUUGCUCUAAUUAUGAAGCAGAAGCUACUGCGGAAUCAGGACCAGGCGUUUCUAGAUCAUUCACCACUGGUAGCAACUCUUUUUUACUCACUGGGACUGGCAAUCAAACUAGUGGUAAUAGCUCAACGAAGCCUGAAGUUGAGCAUGACAAUGAAAUUGACAUAGAGAAACCUUGUAUUGAGGAGUUAGAAAAGUUUACUCCUGAAAGGACUUCCCAAAACACAGGAAAUAUGGGAGUAAAGUCAGUCGAAGAAAUCUGUGAUGAGACAACAUUGGUUGCUUAUAAACUUAUUGUCUCUAUGCUAGAUAAAUUAUUAAAAACAGAAGGCAUGCAUGCAGAUAUGUCAACAAGAAUUUACUUGAAUGGUGGCUGAUCAGCUUCUGCGGAUUUGCAAGGUGCCAAAGAUAUGUUGAAAACUUCGAAAGAGCAGAUGAGGUCUAUUAUUUUUGUACGAACUGUUGAGGAGCUAAUACCUUCUUUGACAAAGAGUUGUAUCAGAAGAGUGAAGAAUUUGAUGGAGAGCUGAUAUAGAUUUCUUUCCCAAGAUGAUUCAAGUUUGUAAAAGGAGCAUAGUUGCUGGCAGACACCAGAGAUCAUGUGGAGUCAAUGACAUCAUGCACUCCUCAGAGUCCAAAAUUUGAAUAAAUAAAAAAUUCCCAACUGGAGAAACUAUAAUUUUUGUAAACCAGUUAAUGCACUGGUGACUUGAAUCUCACUCUCUCACUGUCUAUUCAUUUCUCUAUCUAUCUGUAAAGUUCAGUAGGUAUAUGUACUGUUUUUGUUUUUGUUUGUUUGAAUUUUUCUUUAGACAUGCAUUUAAGUGUUCAUAGAAUUUAUGCCUGUGUCAGGUUUGAUGCAUGAUACGAUGAACAUAGUAAUAUCUUCUUCUGAUAAAAAACACAGUGGCUUUGAUGCAGUAGCAAUGAACUUUUAGUUUUACGGAAUUCCGGUCAUGCAUUGCCUAUAUGGUACUGGAACAAAUGUCCGAGGGUCCAUCCACCCUUUUGGAUACAAUUGACUAGUACUAGAUGACAUGAACCGAUGAUUCUUUUGCUUGCUGUUCUUAUUUGUUACUUGCACCUAAACUUGGACAUUUCCGGUACAAACUGCCAAAUCUUCUGGACAUCUUUCUUUGACCAACAGAAUCUGUUAUGUUGUAUAUUUCUCAGUAAAUGUUUGUUACUUUGCCAUCAAAUGGUUCUCUUCAUUUGAACUUACAUGGAGCAGGUACUGAAUCCCUGAUAAUGUUUGCAAGAUACAAGAGCUUCUUAAAGCUGCAGAUCGACUUCUUACCGUGAACCUUUGAAGUUUAAUAUAGACUUAGGUUCCAGUGUCUCUCUUGUUCAAUCACCAGCAAUGGAGAUACUAGGUAUGCUUUUACUGCUUUAUACCUGUUUAUUAUCAUUGCAUCAUUAAAUCUUUGUUCGUGUUAGUUUUGGUUACUCAAGCUCGAGAACCAGAAGCGUUCUCCAUACGGAAAGGACCUCCAUCCAGCAACAGUCAACCAC